This is a messenger RNA of Grosmannia clavigera kw1407, 525 nucleotides long. Its product is annotated as Ras small monomeric GTPase. The coding region runs from base 1 to 525 and encodes 174 amino acids. NCBI's taxonomy places the organism in Eukaryota, Fungi, Ascomycota, Sordariomycetes, Ophiostomatales, Ophiostomataceae. The record is from RefSeq and is a predicted model, not a curated record. The transcript has 4 exons. Gene Ontology annotation, molecular function: GTP binding; GTPase activity.
AUGUACGAUUCUUUCGACAACAUGUACCAAGCGACUAUUGGAAUCGAUUUUCUGUCCAAGACGAUGUACCUCGAAGACCGAACCGUUCGAUUACAACUUUGGGAUACAGCAGGCCAGGAGCGUUUCCGGAGCUUGAUUCCAUCCUACAUCCGCGACUCGAGCGUGGCUGUGGUUGUUUAUGAUAUUUCUAAUGCGAAAUCUUUCCAAAACACACGGAAAUGGAUCGACGAUGUUCGUGCAGAGCGUGGAAACGAUGUCAUAAUUGUUCUCGUUGGAAACAAGACAGAUUUAAACGACAAACGUGAAGUAACGACCCAACAGGGCGAAGAGGAGGCCAAGAGGAACAACCUGAUGUUUGUGGAAACCAGUGCCAAGGUGGGCCACAACGUGAAGCCGCUAUUCAAAAGAAUAGCACAGGCCCUUCCGGGAAUGGAAGGGACGGACGCCGCCGCACAAGCGUCAAGCCAGAUGAUUGAUGUCAAGACGACGCCCGCCCCGCCAAGCCAAGAAGGAUGUGCUUGUUAG